Messenger RNA from Haliotis rubra (blacklip abalone), 861 nucleotides. RefSeq lists its product as uncharacterized. Bases 183 to 641 code for a protein of 152 amino acids. The transcript has 5 exons. The record is from RefSeq and is a predicted model, not a curated record. NCBI's taxonomy places the organism in Eukaryota, Metazoa, Mollusca, Gastropoda, Lepetellida, Haliotidae.
UGUUACAAACAAGCACAACGAAAUCGGUUAUGUUUACGAUAUUCACGGCGACAAAUUCAUGCUUAAUUUGGUUUUAAACCAAGUAACAAAGAAUUAAUGACCACGUAAUAUUGGGACCACCAAGUCCUGAUUCUACACUGGCUGUCACAGAGGCCGAGUACACGUACAAGCUGAAGAAGACGAUGGUGCCUGUGCUGCUACAGGGGGCAUACCAACCAACUAGCUGGCUGGGGAUCAUUCUGGGAACCAAGCUGUAUUUUGACAUGAGUCCUGGAAAAGACUUUGGCGCCAAGCUGAACGAACUUGUGAGAGAACUUGGCCAAAAUGGCAGAAUAACAGAGGAGGAGGAGAAGCUGCUGGAUGUGACAGACGCGGCCCCCAAAUCUCUCAGUACAGUCGCCGCUCGAGGUGGAGGAGACAGGGUGCCUGGUUGGACCAACAAAGAUGUCAUUGAGUGGUUGAAAAACAUCGGCAUGUACCAAUGUUCUUCUUUGAGGACCCUGACCGGCGAGGAGUUGAUGUUCCUCCAGCAUCUGUUGAACAAGGCGCCGGAGUUCUACUACAGCUACCUUGAGAGAAACAUGAAACUGAAAUCGCUGAAGGAGCUAAUGACGUUCUCAAACGCCCUAGCCUUGCUAUGAGAGAUUGUGAGAUGUUGAUGGAUCGAACCCCUUCUCCUGACAGACGCUCUAUCCGCUAGACCAUGGAGACUCUUCUUCUCAUCCUUAGAUCGAAGAUAGAAAAUAUUUGUGCGCGGAUUAGUUCUAAAGGUCCUCUAAAGGAGACAGACAGUUGCGACAUGUUGCAAGGGUUUUACCCAUGUGAAUAAAUGUUAUCAUCUCGUAUUGAUGUGUGUGAAAA